GAAAAUAAAGGAAUUAUGGGUGUAACUUUGCAUGAACCGUUCGAGAUUGAACAAAAAACAAUAAACAUUGAAAGUCAAAAUCAUUUGUUUAAUGUUGGCAUAACCAUACCUAUAGAGAUUGAGGUGGAAAAAUCGACAGCGCUAUCAGUUGGCAAGAAUAAGGAGAAUGGAAAAUUUGUCCAAAAGAAUGGAUGGAAACCAGAAAAAUUGAAUGAAAAUAGAGAAAGCGAUGAAGAUAGCGAGGAGACGAGUGACAAUGAUGAGAGUUGUAGCGAAGAGGAAAAGGAUAGUGAACUGAUGAGUGGUGUUGGUGAAUCGGUGAAGGACGAAGAUGGUGAAAAUUCUUCUGACGACGAAGAUGAUGACAGGAAUGACGAAUUUGCAGAAAAGGCCGAUGGGCGUCAGCUGUUGAAUUGGCCGAUUCCACCUCAGUACACCUUGGUCGCACCAGCAAAGUGUCUAAUAAAAAAUGGCAGAUGCCUAGUAUAUGCUGUCAUCCAUAGUGGUGGCACGCAAGAAAACUCGGACAAAGUGGUCUGGUUGUGGCAAGACCUUCGUCCAACGUUUGGAGCAAAGGAUUUUCGGGAUAACGUUGAAAAUGUCAAGAGGGUGGGAGAAUUUGAGAGGUCAAUAUUUUCAUUGGAAAUAUCUCCACUACUGUCGGAAGCGGUUGUUUUGAUAAACCAGGAUGGAUCGGUUUCUCUGGUUGACGCUAACCUGAAGCGAGUAAUAUCGCAUUGUCCUCGGAAAGAUAAAGGAAACAAGAAAGUUUAUUGGGCCACCUUGUUCAACACAAAUGGCUCCUUCAUUCCUUCCAAUAUAUUACCGGCAACCUCAAUAACGGUUUUAAAUAUUUUGUCAUCAAAAUCGGAAUCCAAAGAUGCGCUACCUCCGAAUUUCUUUCAUCUAAGGCUUUGUUGGAUCGAUACUCUGACAAAACGAUGCAAAAUACUUUGCAAUACACAGUUUCAAAUGAACUUGCCUUCAACGUUUAAUUUCAAUCCUUCAACUGGCAAAUUGUUUCUAUUAUUUUCUCACGGUGUGCUGAAAAUAUAUACAAUCAACCUUGGCUGGAAAGAAUCAGGAGCCAAGAUAUCUUUAUCCGAAAAUAUCGUCAUUCAUCUGGGUGGAAUCUUGUCAUUUCCUGAAAAGUCACAUCUGGCGCUUCACGAAAGGCACGCCGUUGAAAUUGCACCUCUGACGGAAUCCUAUGUAGCACUUGUGGGAAGGCGAAAGACCCCUGAAUCGGUCGAACAAGUUUUAACGGUAUGGGAUAUCCAGUAUGGGACGGUGCAAGCCGAUCGAGUGCUUAGUAAGUCGAGCUCAAGUAGACAUGUCAAUGCUACAUCCACAUUUCCCUAUCGAUUUCAGGCAAGUUUUCACAUUUUGAGCAGCAUGCUUCAACGCAUUUUUCCAGAAGAUAUGACCCCUGACAAAGUUAAAUUGUCAAACUAUCUUUGCCGUUACAAUUGCGAACCGAUGACUUUGUUGAGUGCGAUAAAUCGUAUGAAUCGUACGGCCGAGUAUUUAGACUUGGGCAAAGGGAGCAAUCGAGGAAUCGGCAUCACAAAAUAUGCGAUACAUCCCAAUGCAGAGAGUCCAAAAAAUUCCGUCGCUGACGAACUAAUUAAAGAUGCGAAACUUUUGCAGAAGGAGGAAUCCAAAAUUCUCCGAAAACUUUUAAAUAUCAGGAAAACACCGACAACUCAAGAAUUCACAAGAAGAUUUAAGAAAUAUGUGAAGAAGAAAGGUUGGGAAGAUUUUAAUUAUUUUUUGUCGGAAAAAGUUGGCGUCAAGUACGAAGAAUAUGUGAAGUACAUGAAAGAUUAUGGAGAACACAAGAAGAUCGGUAUUUCCAAAGGAAAAUCUAAUCGCAUAUGGAAAAGAGAAUCUAAAAGUGAUUCCGAGGAUCAUGAAGAACUGAUGAAUUUGCAAGAAUGGCGAGAAUUGUGGAAGGAAUGGGAGGUUGAGAAGGACGCGGCAAGAAAAUCCGAAUGCACUUUACGAAAGUUGUACGAAUUCAUCAUCUCCAAAGAGAAAAUAAUCCCGGAGUUAUCAUAUCAUUUCGUUAAAACCAUCGUGGAACAUUGUAUAUCACAAUAUCCGGACGGUAAGCCCAAUAUGACGUUUUGGGCACCCGAGGUCAUAAGUGACCUUAUUCGACAAAAUGUGAUGUCAAAUAGCAUCGUAAAAGGUGGAAUCGUUAAGGCGUUGAUAGAUCGAGAAGAAUGGGGCAUGCUUAAUUUGGCUCUCUUAUGUAUUCCCGAUAUUCCCGAGAGAGAUCUAAUACAUCUACUAAAGUUUGUAAUUUCAAAAGGGGGAGUAAGAAAGGAGACGGUUAAUCCAUCCGGGGAGAUCAAGAAAGAAACACUGACUGUUGAGAACGUUCUUUUGUUAAUUAUUCACGCACCGCGGAACGAAAACAUGAUGAGGUGGAAUAUACGUCAGUUGACGGAGAGCGAAUUAAUUGUGAUAUUGAAAAUUUUGUGCGAAUGGAGUGCGAGGCAUACUCUCACGGAGAUAAUAGCUGACACGAUGAGCAAAAAACCGGUUGACGUUGACGAUUUCAGAAAUCCUAAAAAUCAAUCGCCAAUCAAUAAAUUGAAGAAGCUCAAGAAAAGGAUAGAUUUUCGUAGUAUUAUCGAAUUCCUGACACUCAUCCUGGACAUACAUUUCGCAUCAUUCAUCAUGAACAAACAGUUUCAUUCACUUCUUGGCGAUUUAUCGGAUCGUAUAAAUCAUGAGGUAGAAAUUUUCGAAUCCAUGGAAUCCAUGAGAUCAUGCCUUGAACUUUAUCACAAAAGACACCUAAAGAACGAGCGUCUAAUAAAGAAGGAACCAUUUGUCACGAGAUCGAAUGUUCUUUCGAGGGAUGCCGAUCUUCCAGAGUAUACCGUGGAGCUGUUUACAUUUUUUGGUGACAACCACCGAAAUCCGAGAUUGGAAGAAAUCGAUAUGAUAGAUGAAAGUGUGAUCGGAAACGGCGUUCCGAUUUCCGAUUCUGUUUAUACGAUAAAUGGGGAAAUGUAUCACGGAGACGUGAACGUCGAAGAUGAAAGCAUAGUGUUUGAAAAUGGCGAAAUCCCAAGCUUGGCGGUGUAG
This is a messenger RNA of Acaulospora morrowiae, 3102 nucleotides long. NCBI's taxonomy places the organism in Eukaryota, Fungi, Glomeromycota, Glomeromycetes, Diversisporales, Acaulosporaceae. The record is from the annotation of a GenBank genome assembly.